AUGAAAGACGAAUUGUCAAACACCGGCCUUUUGACCGCCGAGGAGACAUCCUGGAAAGAGCAGAAGCCCCAGCGACCGCGAUGGCAUUGGAUCGUCGCACUUGUUUCCUCACUCCUCAUCACUAACUUCCUAACCUUCAUUGUCACUUUCAAAACCGCAUCCAUACCCUAUGUUUCUGUUGCCACUCCCCCGAAAGGAGUUCCGAGGAUCCUAUCAAAGAUUCCAAAGAAACCAGGGCCGAAAUUCUUGAACUCGACGUUCUACGAUCAGAACGACGACAUACUAUGGAAACACUCGUCGCACGAAGUCGAGCAGGCUUGGCAUAAUUUGACUCAGGGUGGAGGCGGACUCCUCAUGAUAUCGAAAGAAGACGCUGCGCAGGCCGACAUCGAUCCCAAGAGGCAUGCGUACUGGAACAAUCCAGAGGCCGGCCUAGUCGGUUAUCCGGUCGGAAUAGAAGUACUUCACCAAGUUCAUUGUUUGAACCUCAUACGGGCAAACUUAUACUACAAUCGUGGGUUUACGGAGAAGAACUGUGAAUACACUGCUUGCGGUGUUCCAGAAGACUACGCACAACUCCACAUAGACCAUUGCGUAGACUUGAUUCGAUCUCGUCUCAUGUGCACGGCUGAUGUUGGUAUCGUUCCCAUGAUCUGGCUAGGUGACAAGGGCAGGAUCACGGGUGAUAUGGGUAGAAUGCAUACGUGUCGCAAUUAUGAUGCAGUGCGACAAUUUGCCAUCGAUAAUGCCCGAGGAGUGCCGGAGCUGGGUGUGGUAAAGCCAGCAAAGGACGACUUCCGUGUGGACGAUUACAUAUAA
Aaosphaeria arxii CBS 175.79 is the source of this 819-nucleotide messenger RNA. RefSeq lists its product as uncharacterized. The transcript is spliced from 2 exons. The record is from RefSeq and is a predicted model, not a curated record. Lineage: Eukaryota; Fungi; Ascomycota; Dothideomycetes; Pleosporales. The coding region runs from base 1 to 819 and encodes 272 amino acids. Gene Ontology annotation, biological process: mycotoxin biosynthetic process.